AACUUUCAUCGCUCAUUUAUUUCCUAAUGAACAUCGUAAUGGAACCUCAAUUCCAGAUGGGCUCAAUGGCCGGUAGACUUACUAUUAUUUGGGCGAGUAGAUCAAAUAUGAGAAUGUCGGUCGAUGUCAAGUCGGAUUUUUCGGAAAACGAGUCCUCAUCAACACCUUCACCAACAACAGUUCCAGCAGAUGUCACGUGGCCUCACUAUCCAAUGAUGCCAUUCAUGCAACCACAUCCUCUGAGAGAAAAGAUGCUGCAACCAACAUUUGAUCCACAAAUCUAUGGAAGGUGGUCACAAAUGGGUGAUACUGGUUUUUACGGACAUCCGGAUCUCUAUCCAUUCGGCCUUCCACAACUCGCUGCCAACGGACAAAUUCCAGCAGUAGAAGCCGUUGAUGUGAAGCCACCGCUUUCGAAUGGAAGUAGCAGUAGUGAUAGUGGAAUGUAUCCAUCACCGAGUGAUAUGAUGACACCGUUCCCAUCAACAUCAUCUGGAGCUGCAUCUUCUUCAGAGCUUUCAGCAGCUGCUGCUGCUGCAGCCAACUACCAGAUGAGAGCUGCCACGUGUUAUCAGCAAUCUGUUUGGCCGUUUAUGGAUUAUCAACAGGGAUUCUCGUGGAAAAUGCCUCUUGGAAACAAUCAUGGAAAGGAUCGAAGAUCAAGCAGUGAUGGGAAAACAUUACCAACGGGACCUGGAACGAAUAAUGUCCGUGUACGAACAGCUGACAAAUACCGUAUGGUUUACUCGGAUUAUCAACGCCUUGAACUGGAAAAAGAAUUCCAUACAUCGCCAUUCAUAACAUCAGAUCGCAAGUCCCAAUUGUCGACGAUGUUAAGCUUGACAGAACGACAAAUCAAGAUUUGGUUUCAAAAUAGGCGUGCAAAGGAUCGUCGUGACAAACAGAAGAUUCGGCUAUAAGUACUCAUCUACUUACAAAGAAAAUGUACAAAAAUUCUGGGAAUUUUCAUAUUUUUCUAGAAUAUUGUACACAUUUAUUAUAUUUUUACAUUUCUCUCGCUUGAAUACGGUUAAAUUCACACUUUUAUAUAAUUUCUUCCUGUCCCAUCUCCCAUUCUCUCACAUCAGAAUAUUCUAAUCAUCACUGCCCUUAACAUAUAUAUAUAUAUAUUUAUAACUUUCCGAUCAUUCCUUCUGCUUUGUAAACUAAUCCAAUCAUUCUCUAAUGAAUUAUUCCCUAAUAUAGAGCUUCUUUAUUUAUUGUGAUUUCUUGUUUCUUACCCUUCUCAAGGUUUAGGAAAAAGUUUAGGUCCCCAUUUGUUAUGUAUUUACUUCCCACUCUGAACGGAUCCAUUUUGAACAUGUUUUCUAUUUUUUGGAAAAGUUUAGAGAAUUCUUUGCUUUUCUCACAUAUCUUGAUUGCAUAUUUUUUAUAACAAAACAAUGAAACAAUUUUGAAGAAUU
Caenorhabditis elegans is the source of this 1424-nucleotide messenger RNA. It is a transcript of the gene pal-1, whose product is annotated as Homeobox protein pal-1. Gene Ontology annotation, cellular component: chromosome; nucleus. Gene Ontology annotation, biological process: regulation of DNA-templated transcription; regulation of transcription by RNA polymerase II. Bases 114 to 920 code for a protein of 268 amino acids. The record is from RefSeq and is marked reviewed. Gene Ontology annotation, molecular function: DNA-binding transcription factor activity, RNA polymerase II-specific; DNA binding. The transcript is spliced from 7 exons. NCBI's taxonomy places the organism in Eukaryota, Metazoa, Nematoda, Chromadorea, Rhabditida, Rhabditidae.